Molecule: messenger RNA, 1227 nt
Organism: Hibiscus syriacus
Lineage: Eukaryota; Viridiplantae; Streptophyta; Magnoliopsida; Malvales; Malvaceae
Product: agamous-like MADS-box protein AGL1
Exons: 1
Coding region: 1-1227 (408 amino acids)
Biological process (GO): positive regulation of transcription by RNA polymerase II
Molecular function (GO): protein dimerization activity; DNA-binding transcription factor activity, RNA polymerase II-specific; RNA polymerase II cis-regulatory region sequence-specific DNA binding
Source: RefSeq, a predicted model, not a curated record
AUGGCUCGUAGAAAAUUGAGAAUGAAACUUAUAGAGAAGGAGAAGACUCGAGCUGCAACACUAAAGAAGAGAUUGCAGAGCCUGAAAAAGAAGGCUUAUGAAUUCUCAGUUCUUUGUGAUGUGGACGUAUGCAUGAUCAUCUUCACACCUGAGUUGAAAGAGGAUCCUCCUAAUGUCGAAGUUUGGCCUUCGGAUCCUAUCCGGGUUGAUGGCACCAUCCACAGAUACAAGCAAACUGUGGCUGCUUCGGGUUCGCAAAAGAGGACCUUCAGUAUUUCCCAUUUUUUAGACAUGCGCAGGAGACGGGAUCGCGACGAGGUCGCCCAAGUGUGCAAAGCCAAUUUCAAAGCGAAGUUUCCGACAUGGGAUGACCGUAUCGACAAUUUCUCCCCCGAACAGAUCAUGUCGUGUCUUGCUAAACUUGAUUCGAACAUUGAAGUUGUUAAGAGGAAGAUCAUGUUGAUGAAGGGAGGUGAUAAGCAUAAGUCGCUGCAAUCUGAAUCAAUGAGUAUACUAGGUAGUCUCGAUGCUCGAUUGAGGCCGAGCCCUUCUGAUAAUUUCAACAUCCCUGCAGCAGUCUUACACCCUUGGAACCGAAACCUCUCGGAUAAUCACAUCAAUGUUCAUGCCAUCCAAGCCUUUUCUCGAAAGAACUCAGAGUUCGGGUUUAUCGGGGAGCAGCCUCCUCUCCCUGCUAAAUCUAUCGACAUACAUGGACCAUCCCUUUCCCCUGCUGAUGAAGCAUUGGUAAAGCUUUCCCUUAGCCUGAAUCCCAACGACAAAUCGCUGAGGAUGUCGAUGAUGAAUAAUGAUCUUGAUUUCGGAGUCCGAUCAGGGAUUCCAUCUAGCAGCAACGGCAGCAUUCCGAACAACGUGAUGUACAACCCUCCGCCUCCGUUUUUCGUUCACCACGAUCAGAUAUACGGGAUGCCGAACAACGACGUACUGUUCGAUCCGGUGUCAUCGAUUCAGGUCAUUCAUGAUCCGAGCAUGUCAAGUGCCAUGCAAAACUAUGCGAUGCUCAAGGAACCGAAGGCAGGAAUGGGAACUUGGCUCAAUGGUGCUCCAUCCAUGCAGCCAGCGGAGGUGGCCACUUCUUAUAACCAGCGACAACAGCUGAUGAUGCCGCAUGCGUUUCAUCAAAUGCUUCCUCCUGAUUUCUCCCAUGAUUUCUGCCAUGAAAUCAAUGAAUAUGAGAUGGAAAACAAGAAUCAAAGGUUCUUCUAG